CUCAACUUCCUAUUCAGUAUAUAGGUAUAUAUAUUAUAUAUUACAUAUAUAUUUAUAUAUAUAUACCAUCCGUCAUAUAUAUACACAUAUAAGAACUUGAAGACUUAUAAGUCAAGACAAAGCGUCUUUUUACCGGUGCAUUAAUAUAAUAUAUAUAUUAAUACAUAUAUAUAAUAUAUAUAUAAAUAUAUAUAUAUAUAUUUAACAACAAUAUAUAAAUAAAAUUCAAUGAUGGCUGAUCAAGUCUACCGAGCAAGUGUUCAUAAAUAAAAUAAUAAUUAAUAUUAAAUAAAUUGUUAUAUUUAAUAUAUGACAGUUAAUAAUAUAUAAAAAUAUAUAUAGUUAAUAAAAAUAUAUAAAAGUGAAUGGUAAAAUAAAUAAUAAAAGUUUAAAAGGAGAACUGAUGGCGUGAACGCCCAGGUUUGACAAAUAAGUUAAUUAUUAACAAGUGUUAGAUACUGCAGAGUAUGGAGAUGUAAUUAGCUGAGGGUAAUUGUUACAGAUUAAAUAAUAUCGGGUGGGGAUCUGGAGAUUAUCUGGAGGUCGGAGGUGAAUGUGAAUGUCGGUAUCGGGAAAGAAAGUCGGAAGGAAGACUAAAUAUUUAAAGUUUUAAACUCGUGUAUGCAGAUACAUUUAUUACUGGAAUAUUUUUUAAUUAAAAUGGCGAGUUCGCUAACGUGGCCGUGCAGUUGUUGUUUGAGAUUUAAAUUCAGUCCUGAGGAAAUCGAACAGAGGUACAAGAGCCAGGAAAUAGAUCGGAUGCUGGAAAAAGAUCGACAAACAUUUAGACGACAGGUUAAAUUGUUAUUGCUUGGUGCUGGUGAAAGUGGUAAAUCAACAUUUCUUAAACAGAUGCGAAUUAUUCAUGGAAUUAAAUUUGAGCCAGAGCUAAUUAAGGAGUACCAGCAUGUUAUCUACCAAAACAUAAUAAAAGGAAUGAAGGUGCUGGUUGACGCAAGAGAUAAACUUAAUAUACCAUGGGAAAACCCCAAGAAUUAUGACAUCGGCUAUCAGUUAUUGAAAAUUGAAAACACAAUGAUUUUAGAUGCGAGAUUAUUUCUCUAUUACGUUCCCUCAUUGUACAGUUUGUGGCGGGACGGGUCCAUCAGAAAAGCUUUUGAUAGAAGAAGAGAAUUUCAAUUGAGUGACUCCGUUCAAUAUUUUUUGGAUAAUCUUGAGAGAAUUUCACGAGCGGAUUACAUGCCGACACAUCAAGAUAUACUUCAUUGUAGAAAAGCAACAAAAGGAAUAUCAGAAUUUGUAAUACCGAUAAAUAAUAUACCAUUUUUAUUUGUCGAUGUCGGUGGUCAAAGAUCACAAAGACAAAAGUGGUAUCAGUGCUUCGAUUGUGUAACAUCAAUACUCUUUCUGGUAUCGACAUCUGAAUUCGACCAGGUUUUAUUAGAAGACAGAAGAACAAAUCGUCUUGAAGAAUCUCGGAACAUAUUUGAUACCAUUGUCAACAAUAUGAUAUUUGGUGGCGUAUCAAUAAUAUUAUUUCUCAAUAAAACGGAUUUACUGGACAAAAAAGUAAGAUCACCGGAUACUAAUUUGUGCUGGUAUUUUCCACAAUUCAAUGGCGAUUCACAUUCCAUGAAAGAUGUACAGAAUUUUAUAUUGGAUAUGUUUAUAUCUGUAAAAAGGGACCCUCGUAAACCGUUAUUCCAUCAUUUUACAACAGCCGUUGAUACUGAAAAUAUAAAAGUUGUUUUUAAUGCUGUUAAGGAUACAAUAUUGCAUCGUAAUUUAGAAUCAUUGAUGCUUCAGUAAUUAAGUAAUUAAUUAAGGGCAUUCUCAGACAGUGUCCCCAUUUUUUUUAAAUGAUGACUUUCAUCUGUCAAUUUUAUUAAUUAAUUUUAAAGACGGCAUUUAUUGAAAGAAAGAAGAGGUCGUAAAAAUUUUGCGAUUUAAUGGAAAAGCCUACGACCCGAUCAGGGAAUUCGUCAAUCACUUCAUGUAUUUGUAUAUUUAAUAAAUAUAGGAGCACAAAUAUAUGACUGAUCAUGUACUAGUUCUCUGAUCGGGUACUGGGUUUCUUACUUCAGAUUUAAAAAAAAAUUAAUUACUCUGGUUAUCAAUUAGGAUUUAAAUCAAAUUUGGUAAAAAAAAUUUCAGUUAAAUUUCAUGUCAACAUUAAUUUUAUAGGCUAAAAUUUACGAUCUGAAUUUCAUUUAACUUCUAAUUGAUGUCAAGUGUAAGUAAUUUUUUUUUUAAAUCUAAAGGAAUAGACCCUAUACCUGAGGGAACCAGUACUCGAUACUGAGUCGCUUACCUUAGAGUUGAAAAAAAAAUUUCACUUGAAA
Messenger RNA from Microplitis mediator, 2303 nucleotides. It is a transcript of the gene cta, whose product is annotated as guanine nucleotide-binding protein subunit alpha homolog. Gene Ontology annotation, cellular component: heterotrimeric G-protein complex; brush border membrane. The coding region runs from base 622 to 1770 and encodes 382 amino acids. Gene Ontology annotation, molecular function: guanyl nucleotide binding; G-protein beta/gamma-subunit complex binding; D5 dopamine receptor binding. Lineage: Eukaryota; Metazoa; Arthropoda; Insecta; Hymenoptera; Braconidae. The transcript is spliced from 7 exons. The record is from RefSeq and is a predicted model, not a curated record. Gene Ontology annotation, biological process: adenylate cyclase-modulating G protein-coupled receptor signaling pathway; Rho protein signal transduction.